AUGGGCAUAUAUGUGGAACAAUUAGCAGAGCUAGUCGUACGCGAUCCAGCAGAUGUUACAAGGCUACUGGAACAAGGCAACAAAGUGCGGCAAGUGGCUGCCACUCAGAUGAACGAGCGCAGUUCUCGCUCUCAUAGCUGCUUUACUAUCAAAAUAUCGUCCAAACGUUCUCAAGUGAUGGCUGGAGUACGUAAGGAGACGUGUAUGAACGCCAAGAUCAACCUAGUGGAUCUCGCAGGCUCAGAACGUGCCUCCAAGACCGGUGCUACUGGUGAUCGACUCAAGGAAGGUGCUGCAAUUAACAAGAGUUUGAGUGCAUUGGGCAAUGUGAUCAACAUGUUGGCUUCUACCGAUAAAACACGCAAGGGCAAGGCACAUAUUCCAUACCGAGACUCGAAACUUACGCGGUUGUUACAAGAGUCUUUGGGUGGUAACUCGCUCACUGUUAUGAUUGCAGCCAUCUCUCCAGCUGAUUACAACUACGAGGAGAGUUUGAGUACGCUGGUGUAUGCAAACCGAGCCAAGUCAAUUAAGAACGCAACUAAGAAGAACGAAGAUAUCAACGAAAAGAUAAUCCGUGAGUUACGAGAAGAAAUCGAAAAGUUACGACAAAUGGUGGCACGUCCAACGUCGGCUUCGAGUGGCAACCCGGAGAUGAUGGGACAGAUGGAGGAGACUAUUGCCAACCUUGAGCGUGCUAAACAGCAGUCGUGGGAAGAAAAACAACGACUAACUGAGCUUUAUGAACACGAGAGACAGAACUCUCUUGCCAAUGAGAAGAAGAUCCUUGGCUUCAUGCAGACGGUUAAGCAGGAGAAGAUGGAUAUUAUGAAGAAGAUUAAACUCUUGCAACAGAAGAAGGCGCAGUUAUCCAAGGAGAUGCGUCAAGGAGUCCAAGCUUUCCAGCAAAUGAAGACGGAGACUCCGCGCGAGAAACAGCACUUGAUGGAGGAGAUUGAGUCUCGCAAGUCUCUGUUGAUCACUGAUCGCGAUGAGUUGUCGCGUCUUAAGGAGGAGCUGAAGCUUUGUGAAGAGAAAUUGGUGGAGGAAGAGGCUGAAGUAGCUGCCAAGAGCGCGUUAUUGGAGGAAGACGACAAGCUGCUCUGCACUGGACGAGGAGCGUCAGCGCUUUCAGCUAGAAGCUGA
Molecule: messenger RNA, 1146 nt
Organism: Phytophthora nicotianae INRA-310
Lineage: Eukaryota; Oomycota; Peronosporomycetes; Peronosporales; Peronosporaceae
Exons: 3
Coding region: 1-1146 (381 amino acids)
Biological process (GO): microtubule-based movement
Molecular function (GO): microtubule binding; ATP binding; microtubule motor activity
Source: RefSeq, a predicted model, not a curated record